AUGCGCAACGGCUCACCCAGCAGCAACGGCUCCCAGUCGGAGGAGGGCAGCAGCUCCUCGGAUCACCAGCAGCCGCAGCAGGAAGCCCAGGAGCAGGAGCAACAGCUGCACACUCCCACGCAUGCACAUGCCGCGGUGCCAGCUGCCACAUCGGAGGAGAUCCUGGCGGAGUACGGCAGCAACCUUAAGCUACUCGAGUGCAAUUCCCAGGUGGCCGAACUGCUGACCAUACUGCGCGACAAGAACACCACGCGCAGCGACUUCAAGUUCUAUGCCGACCGUCUCAUCCGGCUGGUCAUUGAGGAGUCGCUCAACCAGCUGCCCUACACCCAUUGCGAUGUGGAGACGCCCACUGGUGCGAUUUACGAGGGUCUGAAGUAUCGCUCCGGCAACUGUGGCGUGUCCAUCAUCCGAUCGGGAGAGGCCAUGGAGCAGGGACUGCGCGACUGCUGUCGCUCCAUUCGCAUUGGGAAGAUCCUGGUCGAGUCCGAUGCCAAUACGCAUGAGGCCCGCGUGGUCUAUGCCCGCUUUCCCGAUGACAUCGGCAGCAGGCAGGUGCUACUCAUGUAUCCCAUCAUGUCCACGGGCAACACUGUGCUGCAGGCGGUGAAUGUGCUGCGGGAACACGGCGUACCCGAGAGCUGCAUCAUCCUGUCCAAUCUCUUCUGUACACCCAUGGCCGCUCGGACCGUAGUGAAUGCCUUUCCGAAGCUGAAGAUCCUCACCUCCGAGCUGCAUCCCGUGGCACCCAAUCACUUUGGCCAGAAAUACUUCGGUACAGACUAGAUACUUGGGUCUAUCUCGCAGACUUGACGACUAAGCGCUGCUUAGGAUAGGUAGCUGUCGCCCAGACAAACGCCCUUCCUGCGUUGCGCUCCACUAACAAAUGCUACCCUCUCUCUGUUUCGUCCUCCAGAUUGCAUUUGAGAUACAAAUACAAAUAGACGACCCCUGCGGCCAACCAAACUACUACUUAGCAACUGUUAGCUUUUUACAACUGGCUUUUAAUGCAACUCUCAAAUACGUUACGUUCGUUACGCACUAUUGUAAAUAUAGAAACGAAAUAAAUAUUUAAACAUUA
Molecule: messenger RNA, 1081 nt
Organism: Drosophila simulans
Lineage: Eukaryota; Metazoa; Arthropoda; Insecta; Diptera; Drosophilidae
Gene: kri
Product: uracil phosphoribosyltransferase homolog
Exons: 2
Coding region: 1-786 (261 amino acids)
Source: RefSeq, a predicted model, not a curated record